GUCUGGCGGGGAGCUGUUUCCUUGCAGGCAAUGGUUUUUUUCAGUGGGAUCCUGGAUGCCAGUCUUCCAGUUCUGGAGCUGCGUGCAGUGGUGGGGGAAAUCUUCAUCCAUGAACUGGAAAGAGAAGGAUUUCAGGACUAUUUCACUGACCAUCCAGAACUGUCAUUUGAUCCCCCUAUCACCUUCCAUGCCAACCUGUUGGAUCACCCGGACUUGCCCCAGUGGCUACGCUAUAUCCAACGUACUCCUUUCCAGACGGGCUAUCUCUAUGGGUCUGCCACAGAGAAAGAAGUUGGCGCACAAACAAUUGAGGUAACGGCAUAUAACAGGUACACCUAUGAGACUGUGAGACAAACCAUGGAAAUAAGCAUUGUCCCAUCUCCAGAUGGAGAGAUGCCCUAUCAGGCUGACUUCUUUGUGAAGAACUGGAAUGUAGAGGAAGUGCUACCAACCGAAGUCCAUGAACUUUUCCAACAAGCCGUGGACAGCAUGUGGGAGCAAGAAGGCUUGGUUAUUGUCAAUAUCUCCUCAGCCUUGGACCGAGGAGGCCGUGUACCUUUGCCAAUUGAGAACAGGAAGGAAGGAAUUUACAUCAAGGUGGGUUCCAAGGAUCCAUUCACGGAGUGCUUGACAGAGGCCAAGUCCCCUGAAAACCGUUACCGGUGUAAGUUGGAGCAACAGCCGGUCAUUACCUGUUAUGACAGCUUCAGCCCCAGAUUCAGAGUGGAUUGGUGCAAUCUUACCCUGAUAGACCUCACAGAUGUAAACCCCACAGAAGUGGUGACAUUCUACGGUGAUGGGGUGCUUGAUCCUGGCCCAGAAUUCAAUCCUCCAGAGGAUGCCCCCGACAGGUUGUUCUUCUAUGACUUCUUGCUUACUUUCCUUCUCCCUCUCAUUUUGGGCCUCCUCCUGUGUCUCAUCCUGGCCUACAUCAUGUGCUGCCGACGGGAAGGCGUACACCGAAGAGACGCAAAGACUUCAGACAUCCAGAUGGUGCAUCACCACACGAUCCACGACAACACAGAGGAGCUGCGGGAAAUGGCCAGCAUCCGGGAUGUACCCCGGCCCCUCUCCACCUUGCCCAUGUUCAACAUCCGCACGGGUGAGCGGAUCAACCCCAUGCAGAGCAGCCGCUACGAUAGUGCCCAGGUGCCUCUCAUCUUGGCUCAACAGUGAACCUUUGCUCAGGUUUG
This is a messenger RNA of Heteronotia binoei (common prickly gecko), 1193 nucleotides long. It is a transcript of the gene SGCA, whose product is annotated as sarcoglycan alpha. The record is from RefSeq and is a predicted model, not a curated record. The coding region runs from base 31 to 1176 and encodes 381 amino acids. Lineage: Eukaryota; Metazoa; Chordata; Lepidosauria; Squamata; Gekkonidae. Gene Ontology annotation, cellular component: membrane; sarcoglycan complex. Gene Ontology annotation, molecular function: calcium ion binding. The transcript has 9 exons.